GUUUCACCUCCCAACAUCAACCAUCCCCCCCCCCCAUCACCUCGAGAUGGCCGACAGAGCACGAUCAAGAUCGCGCUCGCCUCGGCGCGAUCGAGACAGAGACAGAGAUAGACCGCGAAAACAAGGCGGUUUCAAAUGGAAAGACAAGAGCCGCAGAGAUGACCGCGACGAGCCAAGAGGCCUUGAGCGAGGCUACCGCAACCGCUCCCGCUCCCCUCGUCGCGACCGCGAUCGCGAACCGGACAGAGAUCGCCGCAACGACCGCCGCGGCGGUGACGACAACUACAGACCUCGCGACUCUGGCGGCGGCGGCGCCAGCAGAGAUCGAGAAAGAGAGAGGGACGGAGGCAGAGACAGGGACAGGCCCAGCGCCUCGAGCUCGAAAGAUGCGCCUACGAAGCCCAAGAAGGAGAAGGCCGCGCCCGCGCCGGCUGCGGGUGGUGGCGAGGAGAUGAUUAUCGUGCACGUCAACGACCGUCUCGGCACCAAGGCUGCGAUCCCUUGUUUGGCCUCGGACCCGGUCAAGAUGUUCAAGAUUAUGGUGGCGCAACGGGUCGGGCGGGAGCCGCAUGAGAUCUUGCUGAAGCGCCAGGGCGAACGGCCGUUCAAGGAUAAUCUCACGCUGGAGGAUUAUGGCGUUAGCAACGGUGUGCAGCUGGAUCUUGAGGUUGACACUGGUGAUUAAGAGGUUUUGUGGAGGCUUUGGGUGUGGAUUGAGGUUGUGGUUGGACUUUCGUUGCGGAGGACUUGUUGAAGCUUCCGGUGGUAUCGCCACAAUCACCCAGACUGCACCAUUACGAUUGCGUUACCUUAUUCUGGCGUUAUUGGGGGAAACGAUCAUACUAUGGAAUCAGGUCUGGAAAGUCUAGAUGUUACCGAUACCCGUACAAAUGCUAUGGUAUGCAAGACCACCAAUAGCCCUGCAUCUUGCACUGCCCAAGGUACUCAAAGCCCAUGAGAUGAUUGCUUUGACACUCCAUGAACCACCCGCCUGGUCAGUACCUUCCACCUGAAUACAUACGGAAUAUACCACCACCAAAGCCUUCAUAUACCCCUCCAAGUCCAUUCCUGUCACCAGCAGGCGCCCGUCUAGGUCGACGGGUCAGGUCAAACUGGCUAGGUGGUGGAAUGGUUAAUGGUCA
Colletotrichum phormii is the source of this 1142-nucleotide messenger RNA. Its product is annotated as ubiquitin-related domain-containing protein. Gene Ontology annotation, molecular function: protein tag activity. NCBI's taxonomy places the organism in Eukaryota, Fungi, Ascomycota, Sordariomycetes, Glomerellales, Glomerellaceae. The record is from RefSeq and is a predicted model, not a curated record. The annotation marks the transcript as partial. Gene Ontology annotation, biological process: mRNA splicing, via spliceosome; protein modification process. The transcript has a single exon. Gene Ontology annotation, cellular component: cytoplasm; nucleus.